AUGGAAUGUGCUGAUGGAGUAUUCUCCAAAUUUAUGUAAACAGAAGAUUUUUAAGAAUUGGAUUUUGAUUAAAAAAACUUUAUAUUCUUUAAGUAAAUAAUAUGAUUAUAUUUAGAUGGGAAAAGGUGUUGAUUAACUUCAUGAUUUAGGAUUAUUUCAUAGAGAUUUGA
Paramecium sonneborni is the source of this 170-nucleotide messenger RNA. The record is from the annotation of a GenBank genome assembly. Lineage: Eukaryota; Ciliophora; Oligohymenophorea; Peniculida; Parameciidae.